AUGGAAGAAUCGAAGGGUUUUGUUGGUGGUGAAGGUAAAAAAACUCAUCCAAAAUUGCCAUCUAGUUCCUUUCCAAUUCCUUUGCCAGGAAGGAAUCGCCAGGCUUCAAGAUUUACCUACCCUUGGGCCCAAAGGACACUCAAAAGCAACACUGUGGACAAAGGUAAUGGAGCAACUGAGAAACCAACUUUGAAGGUCUAA
This is a messenger RNA of Sphenostylis stenocarpa, 201 nucleotides long. The record is from the annotation of a GenBank genome assembly. NCBI's taxonomy places the organism in Eukaryota, Viridiplantae, Streptophyta, Magnoliopsida, Fabales, Fabaceae.